Molecule: messenger RNA, 1290 nt
Organism: Capsicum annuum
Lineage: Eukaryota; Viridiplantae; Streptophyta; Magnoliopsida; Solanales; Solanaceae
Product: serine/threonine-protein phosphatase 6 regulatory subunit 2-like
Exons: 8
Coding region: 194-811 (205 amino acids)
Molecular function (GO): protein phosphatase binding; protein phosphatase regulator activity
Source: RefSeq, a predicted model, not a curated record
CUCUAAUUCUCCAUCAAAACAAUAACAUACACAUCACCCCCCUACUUGUUUCUCUCUCUAUCCAGUAUCCCCCUCUCUCGAUCUUUACGGCUUCAAAAUCUGUAUCUAUUGAUCUUCAUAAGCCUCGAUUAUCGCUAACUGAUUUCGCUGUCGAUUCAGUUUAGGGAUUUACAGAUCUGUUUUUCGGUUCAAUAUGUUUUGGAAGCUCACACAACUUUCCUGUUCUCCGGUUGAAGAAGUGUUAGACAAGGAAAACUUCACAUUGGAAGAGCUUCUUGAUGAAGAAGAGAUAAUCCAAGAAUGCAAAGCUUUGAAUAGCCGCCUGAUAAAUUUUUUGAGAGACAGAGCUCAAGUUGAGCAGUUGCUACGAUACAUUGUUGAAGAGCCUUCCGAGGAUGCUGAUAGCAAAUGGAAGUUUAAGUUCCCUUUCAUUGCAUGUGAGAUAUUCACUUGUGAAAUUGAUGUCAUCCUUAAGACUUUAGUGGACGAUGAAGAGCUAAUGGAUUUGCUCUUUUCAUUCUUGGAGCCCAACCGUCCUCAUUGUGCGUUGCUUGCUGGGUAUUUUAGUAAGGUUGUGGUGUGCCUCAUGUUGCGGAAGACUAUUCCACUUAUGAAUUAUGUCCAGACCCAUCAUGAUGUUUUCCGCCAGAUGGUAGAUUUGAUUGGUAUUACAUCCAUAAUGGAGGUUUUGGUGCGACUUGUAGGCGCUGAUAUCUACCCCAAUACUAAGGAUGUAAUGCAAUGGUUGGCUGACAGCAAUUUAUUAGAAAUGAUUGUGGAUAAAUUGAGUCCCUCUGUAAGUCCAAAAUAGAUAGCACUUUUUUGCGUUGGUUUUGGUGAUAUAUAAUGCACUACGAUUAAGAAUAUAUUGAUUGUCUAUGUAUUGGGCAUAUGGUGCAUUAAGUAAUCUGGGUUUUCUGACUUGAUUCUGUCAUUUAGUGUCUCCCUGACUAUGUUUUUCGUUGGUAGUGCCUAUUAGGGGUGGGCGUUCGGUAAUUCGGUUCGGUUUUGGGUUUUUUCCUCGAUUUUUUCGGUUAUGGGAUAUUGUGUACCGAAAAUCGAACCGAAUUAUUUCGUUUCGGUUCAGUCUAUGCUAUUUUCAGUUCGGUUAAAAUUCGGUUUAAUAAUUUCGGUUUUGGGCCUAUUUAAUGGUCCUGUUUAACAACAUUUCGGUUAACUACAUUUUCUAAUCUAAAGCUAAUUGUGCCUGUUUAAGUCCGUGUAUAGUUUAACUCUUUUUUUUUUUUUGAGAAAAUACCCUAUUACCCCCCUGAACUAUACUCAAAACGU